Micromonas commoda is the source of this 588-nucleotide messenger RNA. RefSeq lists its product with no specific name. The record is from RefSeq and is a predicted model, not a curated record. The transcript has a single exon. NCBI's taxonomy places the organism in Eukaryota, Viridiplantae, Chlorophyta, Mamiellophyceae, Mamiellales, Mamiellaceae. Bases 1 to 588 code for a protein of 195 amino acids.
AUGAACACCGGCGCCCGGUUGGCGGGCAGGGCCGGGGGCUCCGCCGCCAAGCCCGCGGGUCGCGUCGCCGUGCGCGUUACCGCCGGCGUCGCGGGUAAGGGCUUCGUCUGGAACAACAAGCCCAGGCGAGCCGGCGUCGUGGCGCAUGGGAAGAAGGAGGAUGCGGCGAAGCGAGCGCUGCAGGGCGCGUUCGGAGGCGCGAGCUACGAUCCGCUCGCGGAGAACGACGGACCGGGCGGGUUCGGCGGCGGCGGCAGGUUCGGCGGUUUCUGGAAGAAGCUCUCGGGAGGCGGCGGCGGCGACGGCUGGUGGCCGGCGUUCAAGCGCCUGGGGCCCCUCGGCAUGUUCGGCGUCGUGUUUGCCAUCUACUGGCUCUUCAAGCCCGUCACCGCCGUCUUGGUGAACCUGGUGUUCUACGUGUUCAAGAUUCCCACGGGCAGGGAACCCGAGUACCAGGCGAUGAUGGCGGCCAAGGAGGCGGCCAAGAAGAAGCUCGAACGCGCGGACGCCGACAUCAUCGCCCGCUACGGCGCCGACGACGACGACUUCGACGACGAGGACGACGACGAGGACGAUGAGGACGAGUAA